This is a messenger RNA of Chrysemys picta bellii (western painted turtle), 5991 nucleotides long. The record is from RefSeq and is a predicted model, not a curated record. NCBI's taxonomy places the organism in Eukaryota, Metazoa, Chordata, Testudines, Emydidae.
GUACAAAUAUCAGGCCAGCCUCCCGGCGCAGCACACUCCACCCCUCCGGGCUGUCUCCCUCCGCACACCGCGGCCCCAGUGUCUCAGCUGCCACAGCUGACGUGGGAAGGAAUCCCGCCCCGGACUGAGUCUUGCCCGGGGGGCGGCUGCUUUGGGCACAGGACAGUCGGGCAGCGGGCGCCGGGGGAAAGCGGGCGAGCGACUCGGCCAUGGCGCGGGUCCCGGGAGGGCUGGCGGCGCUGCUGCUCGUCACGAUCUGUUUGAACUUUGGAAAUGGACUUCACGUAGAGGUUUUUAAUCAAGCUGCCAAAAAUGACCAUCUGUCUAAUCAGAAUAGUAAAAUCAGACAAAAGCGGGAAUGGAUUGUUCCACCUGCUAGAGUUUUGGAAGAGGAUGACAGUGUGACGAGAAAACCAAUUGCUAAAAUAACUUCUGAUCAUGCAUACGAGCUAGGGGUGGUAAUUACUUACACAAUUUCUGGCCAGGGAGUGACAGAACCACCUUAUGGAUUGUUUGUUAUCAAUGGAAAAACUGGAGAACUGAGCAUAACAAAAAGAGUUGACCGAGAAAAAACUCCAAUGUUCUUGGUUAGAGGUCAUGCACUUGAUCAGAAUGGGAGAAAAAUGGAAGAGCCAAUAGACCUGACAAUUCAAGUUGAUGAUAUAAAUGACAAUUACCCAGUGUUUUCAGAGAAAGUUUUUAUUGGCUCUGUUGAAGAGUUAAGUGAAUCAGGUACACUUGUGAUGAGGAUAAAUGCAACCGAUGCAGAUGAGCCGAAUAAUCUAAAUUCCAAAAUUGCUUUCAAGAUUCUUCAAAAUUCUAAUUCAUUCAGUAUUCUAAAAAACACCGGCGAGAUUAUAACAUCAACAUUAUACCUUGACAGAGAGAAACAAAGUAGUUACACUUUGACUGUAGAAGCAAGAGACAGAGAUGGAAGCGAAAUUGGGCUAGCUACAACCAGUACUGUGAAAAUCAAGAUUUUGGAUGUCAAUGACAAUAUGCCUGUUCUUGAAAGGGAGACAUAUGAAGGCAGUGUUGAGGAAAACAGAGCAAAUGUGGAAAUUAUGCGACUCCAAGUAUCUGACAAAGAUGAAAAAUUCUCUGAUAAUUGGCUGGCAAACUUUACAAUUGUCUCUGGGAAUGAAGGGGGUUAUUUCCGUAUAGAGACAGAUGCUCAAACAAAUGAAGGAGUUUUGACUCUUGUGAAGGAGCUCAAUUAUGAGGAAAUGCAAACCAUGAACUUGAGCGUUGUCGUUACAAAUAAAGCAGCAUUUCACAAAUCAAUUAGUAAUAGUUACAAAGUAAAACCAAUUCCAGUCACAAUUAAGGUGAAAAAUGUGCUAGAGGGCCCUGUAUUCAAACCCAGCACAAAGGUGAUUGAAACAAGUGAGACUAUGACGAUAAACCAGAUUAUUGGGAGAUAUCAAGCCUUUGAUGAAGACACUUCAAAAGUAGCAGAACAUAUUACAUAUGUCAAAAAAAAUGAUAAAGAUAAUUGGAUCAUGAUAGAUUCUACUACAGCUGAAAUCAAGCUAAUAAAAAUACCUGAUUAUGAGUCCUCUUAUGUAAUUAAUGGUACCUACACUGCCACCAUUCUGGCCAUAACUAAUGAUUAUUCUAAGAAAACAGCCACUGGUACCAUUGUAAUUCAGGUUGUGGAUGCCAAUGAUAAUUGUCCAAUCAUUGUGACUCCAACACAGACUGUGUGUUCAGAUGCAAAGUUCUUCAGUUUUACAGCUGAGGAUCGAGAUGCUUAUCCAAAUAGUGCUCCCUUCACUUUUACUGUCAUUGAUGAGCCUGAAGGGAUGACAAAGAAAUGGGUAAUUGGAGAGACAAAUGCAACAAGCAUGCAGCUGUUACUACCACAAGAUGUAAAGCCCAGCACAAAUCAAGUUCAAAUUUUAGUGAAAGAUAUGCUAGGCUUAAGCUGUCCUGAAAAGCAGAUCCUUACACUGACAGUUUGUACGUGUGUGAAUGGGCAUUCCUGCCAGGACAGACAAAUCGGCUCUUCAGUUGGGCUGGGAGCUGGAGCAAUUGCACUAAUUAUCUUGGCAAUUUUAUUAUUGCUACUUGUGCCACUCUUAUUGCUGUUUUGCCAUUGGGGAUCAGGUGCUAAAGGAUUCACAGCAAUACCUGACAGUAAUGAAGAGAUGUUACAUAAAUGGAACAGUGAAGGGGCAGCACCUGAAGACAAGGCAGUGCUAACCCUCAUCGCUCCCACUGCAUUGGACAACUCAGCAGGAAAUAUGCGUAGUGGAGCAGCAGCAGCGAUUGGUGCAGAGGCAGUUGGUAUAGGAGGAGGCAGUUCUCGAUCCCAUAUUGAAGAACGCUAUGGUAAUGCUAACAUGAGCAAUGGGAGAUGGGAAGAACAAAGACAUCUUUUUUCUGGUGCAAAAUAUGGAGCCAUGGCAGCUGGCGGGGCCAUGGCAGCUGGCGGGGCCAUGGCAGCUGGCGGGGCCAUGGCAGCUGGCGGGGCCACGGCAGUUGGGGAGGCCAUGGCAGCUGGCGGGGCCAUGGCAGUUGGGGAGGCCAUGGCAGCUGGCAGGGCCACGGCAGCUGGGGAGGCCAUGGCAGCCGGCGGGGCCAUGACAAUGGGAGCUGGACGGACCAUGACGAUAGGAGCUGGACGGACCAUGAUGAUAGGAGCUGGACGGACCAUGACUACGGGAGCUGAAGUGGGCAUAGAUGAAGAAUUUUUGAGAGACUACUUCAAUGAGAAAGCUGCCACUUUUGCUGAUGAAGAUGAAGCUCAACUAGCAAAAGACUGUCUCUUGCUUUACUGUCAGGAAGAAGCAGGCUCCUCACAUGGUUCCAUUGGCUGCUGCAGCUUUAUUGAAGAUGACUUGGAUGACCGUUUUCUAGAUGAUUUAGGAGAUAAAUUUAAGACCCUAGCAGAGAUCUGUCUGGGCAAACAUGCAGAAGUGGAAACCAGCCAGCAUAGUUCUCAUGGGCUGCAGGCUAGUUACACAACUCUGGCUGAGGUUUCAGGGAUGCAAAGCAUAAGCGGGCAGACCACCAUUUCUGGACCUGGAAGGCAGGAGCGUAUACUAAUCACAGACCCCCUCUUUAACCAAACAGGCUUAGGUUUGGAGGAGUCUUCUACCAUAAGUAAGUCUUCAAACGUCACAAAAUACAGCACUGUGCAGUAUACUCGCUCAUAAAAUAUAUAUCCCUCAGACAGCUCUGUUAGGCAUCAUUUAUAUCUCUACCAGCAACACUGGCAACUUUUUAGUAUCUCAAGAUCUCCAUUUUCUUGUGCUUUUAAAAAUAGACUGCAUUUUCUUACAGUAGUUUCUUUAAAUAAGAAAUAUGACCAGGGAAAAAAGCAGCUGACUUUACAGUGUUUUAUAGCAAUGCUUUCAAGGUGGACAAUUAAUAGGAAUAAUGUUUCCUUGUUUUUUUCCUUCUACUACUGUAUAAUUUAUCACAUGUAAGAUAACGCUGGUGAAGGCUAAACCCAUCACCCACAUGCAGAGAAUGAUAUAAUUCGAAAGCCAGAAAAGUCUUGAAAAAAAUUGUAAUGACCAACUAAAAAUGUUGUUAAACUAAAUUUCUAUGAACUGUUUGUCUCCUAUGUUCUAAAGUGUCUUGCAGGCACUCUGGAACUUAGUCAUCAAUUUCAUUCCCUCUCAUCUAAAAGGGCCAGAAACAACUUUUCUCCACGGAGAUGGGGGCUGUCUGUAUAUGCAAUAUCCCAGGCUCCAGCAGAUUUACAAAUGGAAGAAUUUGUCAGAAUUUCAGAAAUAAUUUGAGUCAGAUAAUGAUCUCUAGCUGUGAGGUGCACACUGCCUCAGAGCUAGGAAAACCUGUUCCUGGGAAUUCACCCCAAAGAGCAGUAGGUUUGCCGGUGUUCGACACAUGUUCACCUCACAUAGGAGGACCAGAACUUUCGACUUCUAAUCUGAAUUUUGAUUUCUGCCCCAUCUUUCCAUUACAUAGUUACCUUUUUAAGGAACAUUUUAAUACCAUGGCCUUAAAAAUAACUAAACUUGAAAAAGAUAAAACUGUUUAACAUGUUACCUUGAAAAACUAAUUUCCAUUGGGUAGGGAUGAUGUCCUUAGCCUCUGUUUGCCAGAAGCUGGGAAUGGGUGACGGGAUGGAUCACUUGAAGAUUACCUGUUCUGUUCAUUCGCUCUGGGGCACCUGGCAUUGGCCACUGUUGGAAGACAGGAUACUGAGUUAGAUGGUCCUUUGGUCUGACCCAGUAUGGCCAUUCACAGAGAAGAGAUAAGAACAUAAGAAUUUUGCUUAUAGUUAUGGUUUAAUGCUUACAUAAUACAAUUAAAAGGAAAUUUUCCUUGCAUGAUUCCAGUCCAGGCACCAAGAAAAAUGUGCCUUUAUAUAUGAGAAUUUGUGUUGCAAUAUUUCCUCAAGACUCCUAAAUAAUUUGCGGAUCUUGUCUGUGAAGAUCUCUCUCUUUCCACACUGUGCCAAAAUAAAUGUGCCACCCCGUAAGCCAAUAUAAAAGUAAAAUAGAGAGGCACGGUCCUGCUGGGAAGCCAAGCAGCCAAAACUACUUGUUACGUUCCCAGAAAUGCUGCUUAUGGAACUCGCAGGAGUGAUAGCCAGAAGCUGUGAAAUCAGUAUUUCCUGUAAUUCAAAGCAAUGCUUGCACCUUGGCACAUAGUUUGGAGAGUAAGUAGAAGACAGCUGAGCUGUCUGCAGACCAUUGAAUACUGAAGAAAGUCAGUUACUUUUUGACAUAUUGCACCAGCUUUGAUGUAAUGCACAUAAGCAUUUUAAUCUUCCAUAUUUUUGCUUACUUCUAUUGGUCAUUAAAUAACACAUGAAACAAACAUAGCUCUCCCUCGUCUUUCCACCACUGUGAGCAUAGAUGUAGGGCCAGAGAUUCAGGCAUAUUUGAGAUCACUUAGACAUCUAUAGGACCUGAUUUGCAGAUACAAUCAGGUAAGUGACCUAAAGCCUGUUGUAAAAUUGCAGUCACAAAACUGGAGGUGCAGGUUAAAAUUUGACAUCAAGAGUCAGAUCCUAUUUCCACUGAAGUCAAUGCUAAAAUUCCUGCUGACUUUACUGCUUCAUGCCUGGGGCCUUGCUUAUAUUUGGUGAGAAAUGAGGGAGCUCACUACAGUUUGUACAGAACUUUCAGUUAGUCAUUUCAUUUUUUUUCUUGAUAUUUAAAUGUGGGGAAAAAGGGAAACUCAUUUACUCAGAAAAAGGAGGGGAAAGUAAUGUAGUAUGUAUAUAUCUGAAUGUAAAUUUUUAUUUUUAUGAAAUUUGGGAAAACCCAAGUGAAUUUUGUUUAAAAUCUAAGCUGGAAGGUGCUAUGAAUAGGAGAAGCCACCUUAAUGCUUUUUGGAACAGAUAUGACACAGUAAAAAUAUUACAAGCGUUGUUAAUUACCGUUUAAUUUUGCACAUGAAAGAUAUGGGACUGGUUAAGUGAAGCAGAUGUAUAAGUAUGUGAAGAACUGGGGCCUUCGAUUGCAGAGACAGAACUUCAGUGGUUCUGAUUAUUACUUUCAGUUUCAUUUCAGUUUCCAUUUCUAUCAAAUUUUCAUCCAAUUGCAUUGCUGUGUAUUGCCAUAUUAUUUUCUGCCUGAAUUUUUUUUAAACAAAGAUAUAUUUGAAACAGGGAAAAGUGUGUAGAAAGCAAUUUAAAACAGAAACUUGUAUUAUAUUUAAAUAGGAGAAAUAUGAAAAUGAGAACUAUAGUCUUUGUUCAUCACGGGGUAGGUAAGCACUUGCUAAUUUAAGCACAUGAGUAGUUCCAUAUAAGUCAGUGAAAAUACUCAUGUGCUUAAAUUUGGCACAGGCUUAAGCACCUUGCUGAACUGGGAUCUAUAUCUCUGGUUUUAGUUUUUAAUGUAUAUGGCAUAAACUUGUAUUUCAUUCCAAGCAUGAAUUUUGAAUGGAUAACUGCUCUUUUUUCCUACAAGUAGAGGAAAUGGAUUUAUGCUGGUUUUAUAUGUGACCUUUUUUAGGGUGACUUCUAUAUUUUUAUGGAACUUCAAAUAAAGGAAGAUGCUGAUA